Molecule: messenger RNA, 2749 nt
Organism: Pongo pygmaeus (Bornean orangutan)
Lineage: Eukaryota; Metazoa; Chordata; Mammalia; Primates; Hominidae
Exons: 2
Coding region: 222-1553 (443 amino acids)
Source: RefSeq, a predicted model, not a curated record
AUGCCGCACACGGUGCGUAUCAGACACCAGGACGCAGACCGCUUCACACAGUGCAUAUCAGACACCAGGACGCAGAGCGCUUCACACGGUGCAUAUAAGACAGCAGGACGCAGUGCGCUUCACACGGUGCAGAUCAGACACCAGGUCACAGAACGCUUCAUACGGUGCAUAUCAGACACCAGGUCGCAGAGCACUUCACACAGUGCAUAUCAGACACCAGGAUGCAAAUGCAAAGCGCUUCCCACUGUGCAUAUCAGACACCAGGGCGCCGAGAGCUUCACACGAUGCAUAUCAGACACCAGGACGCAGAACGCUUCACACGGUGCACAGCAGACACCAGGACGCCGAGCGCUUCACACGGUGCACAUCAGACACCAGGAUGCAGAAUGCGUCACACGGUGCACAGCAGACACCAGGACGCCGAGCGCUUCACACGGUGCACGUCGGACACCAGGGCGCCGAGCGCUUCACACGGUGCACGUCGGACACCAGGACGCAGAGCGCUUCACACGGUGCACGUCGGACACCAGGAGGCAGAGCGCUUCACACGGUGCACGUCGGACACCAGGAGGCAGAGCGCUUCACACGGUGCACGUCGGACACCAGGAGGCAGAGCGCUUCACACGGUGCACGUCGGACACCAGGAGGCAGAGCGCUUCACACGGUGCACGUCGGACACCAGGAGGCAGAGCGCUUCACACGGUGCACGUCGGACACCAGGUCGCAGAGCGCUUCACACGGUGCACGUCGGACAGCAGGAGGCAGAGCGCUUCACACGGUGCACGUCGGACACCAGGAGGCAGAGCGCUUCACACGGUGCACGUCGGACAGCAGGACGCAGAGCGCUUCACACGGUGCACGUCGGACAGCAGGACGCAGAGCGCUUCACACGGUGCACGUCGGACACCAGGACGCAGAGCGCUUCACACGGUGCACGUCGGACACCAGGACGCAGAGCGCUUCACACGGUGCACGUCGGACACCAGGACGCAGAGCGCUUCACACGGUGCACGUCGGACAGCAGGACGCAGAGCGCUUCACACGGUGCACGUCGGACAGCAGGACGCAGAGCGCUUCACACGGUGCACGUCGGACAGCAGGACGCAGAGCGCUUCACACGGUGCACGUCGGACAGCAGGACGCAGAGCGCUUCACACGGUGCACGUCGGACAGCAGGACGCAGAGCGCUUCACACGGUGCACGUCGGACAGCAGGACGCAGAGCGCUUCACACGGUGCACGUCGGACAGCAGGACGCAGAGCGCUUCACACGGUGCACGUCGGACACCAGGACGCAGAGCGCUUCACACGGUGCACGUCGGACACCAGGACGCAGAGCGCUUCACACGGUGCACGUCGGACAGCAGGACGCAGAGCGCUUCUCACGGUGCACGUCGGACAGCAGGACGCAGAGCGCUUCACACGGUGCACGUCGGACAGCAGGACGCAGAGCGCUUCUCACGGUGCACGUCGGACAGCAGGACGCAGAGCGCUUCACACGGUGCAUAUCGGACACCAGGACACAGAGUUGCUUCCAAAGCACAGAUGCACUGAAUGGAAAGAUCAUGAUGGAAGAGGUUAAUAUACACAAAAUCUAAAAACAUCAAUGAUGGCCGGGCACGGGAGCUCACCCCUGUAAUCCUAGCGGCCAGGCAUGGCGGCUCACGCCUGCAAUCCCAGCGGCCUGGCGCGGCAGCUCAUGCUGUAAUCCCGGCACUUUGGGAGGCCAAUGUGGGUGGAUUGCUGAAGCUCAGGAGUUCGAAGGCAGCCUGAGCAACAUAGUGAGACUCUGUCUCUAUUUAUUUGUUUAAAAAAACAAAUUUUCUAAUAACUAGAGAUUUGAAUCUGCUAAAAUACAAAUUAAAAGAUAUACAGUUUAAACUGUGUGUGUGUAUGUGUGUGUCUGUGAGUCUGUGUGAGUUUGUGUGUGUAAGGUCAAAAUAGAACCAUUAGCCCACAAGACACCUCAUUUAUAAAACAAAGCCCCUGGAAUGAUAGAAAGAAGAUGAAAAUGAAAAUGAUAUAUGUGAAACUAAGAAGCAGUGACUCUUAAACGGUCACCUGUGACUAAACCACAGAACUAGGGCGACGUCAGUGCAGUCGUUUUAUGGGAAUCAUUGAAAUCUGACCUUGCUGUGUUGUAGCUGACGGUGGCACAGAACUCAUUUCUGUAAAGUGGCCUCAUUUACAGUGUUGUCUUGUGACUAUGUACAUUUUAAUUAGUAAAUAUUAAGUAAAGUUGAUGCAUUUCCUAAGUAGCAGGAGCCACAGCUCAAGUCUUCUGGAUCCUCCUGUGGCCGCAGCCGCCAUCGUGAACACCAAACGGGACAUUUCUGUUGCCUUCGCACAGUGCUGCGCUCAGGAGCUCUUCUGUGUUAUCUUCACAGCUAAAGCGCAGCAGUGCUACUUCAUGGAGUUGUUCUGGACAGUCUUCCGGGAUCCUCUGGGGCACUGUGACACUCGGAGCCCCUGGGGUCGAAGCAGAUCAGAGCUGGAGUGAGAGCUGGAGGGUGGCUGGGGGUGCAGGGCAGUCAUCUGGCCCAUCACCUGGGCUGCCCUUGGCGUUUUCAUGUCCCUGCCUUUGAAAGAAAAGUCAGCCUGGCAGCUUUGUUUUUUCCUCCUCCUCUGAAAUAGGGUCUCACUCUGUGGCACAGGAUGAAAAGCAGUGGCAUGAUCACAGCCCCCUGCAGCCUCCAUCUCCUGGGCUCAAGCGAUCUUCCCACUUGAGCCUCCCAAAUAGCUGAGACUAC